Messenger RNA from Benincasa hispida (wax gourd), 2989 nucleotides. Its product is annotated as ubinuclein-1. Gene Ontology annotation, biological process: chromatin organization. NCBI's taxonomy places the organism in Eukaryota, Viridiplantae, Streptophyta, Magnoliopsida, Cucurbitales, Cucurbitaceae. The record is from RefSeq and is a predicted model, not a curated record. Gene Ontology annotation, cellular component: nucleus.
GAAACAAAAAAUGCGCAACUUUGAACCCGGGUGUGGACCUAACCAGCCGAAUACCCGUCCGUCGCCUUCCCUUCCUUCUCUGAGAACGAACAAGAAAAAAGAAAAAAUAGAGAGAGCGAGACAUUUUUAUAAGCCUCAGUUCGAUGUGCAGUUAACAAACACCACCCUCUAAAUUCUCUUCCGUCUCUCAAUUUCUCUCCCAUUCGAUUCCCUUUCCUUCUACAAAGGGUUAUGUCCCUCCAUUUUUGCUUCCGCCUCUUCGAUUCUUCAAUUUCUGAUUGAGCAACCCUAAAUUCGUCCAACCCGUCAUUGAAAUUCCAUGGAAGAGGAAAAUUUUAGUGGCGGCGCCGGCGUUGGAACUCGCACUGGAAAUGGUGGUGCUGGUGAUUCGUCGAGAGCUUCUUCUUCGUUCCUGAAAUCAGGGGACCGCCAAAUGUUCACUGUUGAGCUCCGACCUGGAGAAACUACCAUAGUUUCGUGGAAGAAGCUUGUCAAAGAUGCCAACAAGGUUAAUGGACUCAAUACUGUGCCUGAACCUCCAGCCAACCCCAACCCUGCCAUCGAGUGUCGCAUUGAUCCGGGGCAGCCAAUUGAAGAUGAAGUGAAAGAUCCAACUGCACCAAAUCGUUUUAAUGCUGUUAUUGAGAAGAUUGAGCGCCUGUAUAUGGGGAAGGAUAGUAGUGACGAGGAAGAUUUAAUUCCGGAUGAUGAUCAGUAUGAUACAGAAGACUCAUUCAUCGAUGAUACCGAGUUGGAUGAAUAUUUUGAAGUUGAUGAUUCGGCAAUAAAACAUGAUGGAUUUUUUGUUAAUAGGGGGAAAUUGGAGCGCAUUGAACCAUCUGGACAACCUAAUCAACAGUUGAAGAAAAGACGCAGAAAAGAUUUAGAGAAGGGCCAUCCUGAAAACCAUGAUGGUCGCUCAUCAAAUAAGCAUACAAAAGUGGGAAGGACAACUGCGGGAAAGAGUGCACUGAUGGUUGCAAAGAGUUUUUCUAAUCUGUCUCAGAACAUGGUGAUCACACAUGAACAUCUUGAAGAUGAAAAGUUGCAGAACCAAUUGAAUAUGCCUGGACAUAGUUCCAAAAAAAAAUCUGGUGAUACGAAAAUGAUUUUGGACCCUUCUCCAUCUUCAAAAGUUUAUAAUGGUGAUACCUCUACAUCUAUAGCAGAAGCGAAGGACACUGAUCCUGCAAACCCUGGUGUUUUUCCACCCAAGACCCUUGGUACCAAAUCAAAAGAGUCAUGUGGACCAUCGGAUUCUUUACAACAGAACAUACUUGAAAAAGUAGCACAUGCACCAUCCAAACCCCAACCUGGGAGACCAUGCACAGAUGAGAUAGAUUUGUCGAUUCAGAUGAAAGAGAAACAUGGCAUUCGUGAAUUGCCAGACAUUAAUUUGCCAGCGGGCAAGUACUCCGUGCAAACAGCCAAAACACCAUACGUGCAAAAAAAAGAUGGAUCUAGUGUUAGACCAAAAAGCUCUCUGCUAGAAAAAGCUAUUAGAGAGUUAGAGAAGAUGGUUGCUGAAUCUAGGCCACCGCUUACGGAAAAUCCAGAGGCAGACAAUUCAUCUCAGGCUAUCAAAAGGAGAUUGCCCAGAGAAAUCAAACUCAAGCUUGCUAAAGUUGCCAGAUUAGCGGCAAGCCAUGGGAAAUUGUCAAAGGGGUUGAUUAACCGACUUAUGAGUAUUCUUGGUCACUUGAUACAACUGCGAACUUUAAAGAGGAAUUUAAAAGUCAUGGUCAACAUGGGUAUCUCAGUGAAGCAGGAGAAGGAUGAUAGGUUUCAACAGAUAAAGAAGGAAGUUAUCGAGAUGAUUAAAAUCCGGCCUUUAUCCAUGGAGUCUAAGGCAAUUGAACAACAAGGUGGAACACCUCAAGAUAGCCGCGAAGUUGUUUCUGAAGAAAAGGGAGUUCCGAAAAAGAAAUUUGUAAUGGAUCCUGCAUUGGAGGACAAGAUUUGUGAUCUCUACGAUCUGUUUGUUGAUGGACUGGAUGAGGAUGCUGGUCCACAAAUAAGAAAGUUGUACUUGGAGCUUGCAGAAUUGUGGCCAAAUGGGUUCAUGGAUAAUCAUGGGAUCAAACGUGCAAUAUGCAGGGCAAAAGAGAGGCGGAGAGCGUUGCAUGGCAGACAUAAGGAUCAAGAGAAAAUCAAGAGGAAAAAGAUGUUACCACCUAGAGUAGACGAGACUGUUAGAACUGAGGGUGGUUCAGUUGCGCAGCCACAGUAUGCCCGAGAGCGAUUAGCCUCAGAAUCAGCUUUACAGCCAACACCAGCAACCAAACCUGCAUCUGUUUCGACAGUUGCAGCGGCCCAGCUACCAAGUCCUUCCGUGAGUGUUGGAAAUCUAGACAGGCUAAAAUCCGAGAAGUUGAAGGUAAGCUCAAGCAGUUCCCACGAGGACGCGAGGAUGGUGGACGGUACAUUAACCAAGAAAAAGACAAAGAGGAAGGCAGAGGUGGAGUUGGGCGAAACUUACAAUCGGCCUGAAAAGGCAUCCAUCCAACAUGGAGAUGAAAAACACAAGUCCAUGAACAAGCCAACUGCCAGUCUUCCUCCUAAGCCAAACAUUCAAUCAGCUGCUCCUUCAAGUCUGGAACAGUCAAGCUAACAUGAUAUUACCUCUCAUGAGUCUAAUCUACACCAUAAUAAUGUUCUAUCACACAUCGCCACACUCAUUGGGUCGCACAAAAUUUUCUCCCCCUCCCCCUCCCCUUCCCCUUCCCCUUCCCUUCUCUUACUCGGGUUUCAUUUAUCGACCCGCAAAAAAGCCAAAAUGAAGUAGCCAUUUUUGUAAUUACAUGUUGGUUCGUGCAUGGGGCUUUCUGGAUUAGAAAUGUAUCUUAAAGUAGGGAGAGCUGAAGUAGCAAUUUUAUUUGGCAAUUAGUCAAUUUGAAGGCCCUUUUUCUCCAACUCUUAAGGUUCAAAUUGUUAGUUUUUCCUGGCGAACUUUCUUUUACUUUGUAGUUGUAUAGCUUUUAUGACAGAA